This is a messenger RNA of Linderina pennispora, 2610 nucleotides long. Its product is annotated as BRO1-domain-containing protein. Gene Ontology annotation, molecular function: protein binding. The coding region runs from base 147 to 2546 and encodes 799 amino acids. The transcript has 3 exons. Lineage: Eukaryota; Fungi; Kickxellomycota; Kickxellomycetes; Kickxellales; Kickxellaceae. Gene Ontology annotation, cellular component: endosome. The record is from RefSeq and is a predicted model, not a curated record.
GCUAGCUAGACUCACGCUGAUUAUGGCUCGAUAUAAUACCAACCCUACGUCACCAACCAGCAGUCGCCCUUCUUUUUGCCAAGCUUUUGUUUUUCACUUCACUGCUUCCUCCAAACUUCCUCCUCAUUCUAACUCCCCUGUCAGCAAUGUUCCUGUUCAGACAAGCGGCUGUUGACAAGGACAGCAACGACAAUUCAACGCUCCUGUGCGUUAAAUUCAAGACGACGGACAAGUCCGUCUACAGCAAGGCACUUGCUGAGUACAUUUCCUCGUCAUACGCAGAACCGCCAGAGGCGUACCGCGACGACCUGCGGGUUUUGGACGAGCUGCGUGAGGCAGCAGCAGCAACAUUUGACGUGAAUUCCAACGUGCUCAAGCGCAAUAUCAGGUACUACGGACAGUUGUCGUUUAUCUUGACAAAGUUUCCGGCCGACGCCAACAUCAACUUUAUGUGGAGCAGCGCAUUUGACCCUGAGUCAGGAGCAUCCGGCAAGGACCUGUACUUUGAGCGGGCCUCGGUCCUGUUCAACAUCGGUGCGUUCUACUCUCAGCUCGGCUGCCGCGAGAGCCGCAACGACAAGGACAGCCUGACCCGUGCCUUUGGCCACUUCCAGAACGCAGCAGGCGUCUUCAAUCUCCUGCGCUCCAAGAUUGUCAGCGAGUGCCGUACACAGCUGACCACCGACCUGUCCUCGUACAUGCUGACCACGCUCGAAAAUCUGAUGCUCUGCCAGGCGCAAGAGUGCGUGUGGCAGCGCUCGGUCCUGACGCACAUGAAGGAUGCAAAUGUUGCGAGGAUUGCCAUGCAGGUAGUCGAGUUUUACGAUGCGGCGAUUGAGAGUGGGUCGCAGGGGUCGCUAACAAGCACGAUUCCGGCGAGCUGGGUGGAUCACUUCAAGAUCAAGAGGCUGUUCUUCCUUGCGGAAGCACAAACGAAGAAGGCCAACGAGUGUCUAGCUGGCGCGCAUUACGGAGAGGAGGUCGCUAGGCUGCAGGCAGCGCAGGAACUGUGCAAUCAGGCGCAAGAGCUCGUGAACUACGACCAGCGGUGGGCGAAGCACAUUCGGCCGGUGAUCGUCGAUGCGCUCAAGGCACAGCAGGAGUUUGUUAGUACCAGCAGGACACGGGCAGAGCGGGAUAACGAUGUUAUUUACCUCGAUCCGGUUCCGGCUGUCACUUCGCUGGCGCCUGUCACGCCGUACAAACUGGCAAUGCCAAAGUGCCCCGAGAUCAUCGAGAACCCAGGAGCGUUCCUGGGAGAGGAGGAGCUGGGCACGCCGCUGUUCAAGGGCCUGGUGCCAUUUGUGAUCCACCAGGCUGCGAGUCUGUACGAGGACCGCAAGGACCAGCUGAUUUCCAAGGACAUUGUGGCAGUCCUGGAUGAGCUUACGGCGGACUGCGAGUCAGUAUUGGCAUCACUCAACCUGCCCAAUGCGCUGGAGGCGAUUCAGAAGCCGAUCGGUUUGCCACCAAGCGUUCUGGUGGGCGCCGACGAGAUACGGUCGGACGGUGGAUAUAUCGGACUCAAGCGCCUGCUGGACAAUGCGUUAAAGUCGAACCAGUCAGCUACGGCGCUGGUUGAUGCAUCCGAAAAGGCACUGGACGACGAGAUGCGUGAGGAUGCACAAGUGCGACUCGGUGCAGCUCCAGGCUCUGAGCGUGCCAAACGUGUGGAGUCAACGGAGCUGACGAAUACGUUCCGCAGCGAGAUCCAAAAGUACCGCGGGAUCGUGGAGAAGGCACGCGAGAGCGACGCAGCUCUGCAGUCGCAGGUGGAGGCGUGGAGCAAGUUCUUUAUGCUGCUGAGUUCGUCGCGCGACGAGAUCGAACGGCAAGUGCCGUCUACCACAGCAAACCCGCUGACGGACCCGCACCAUAGCCAGAUCAUUGCGCGCCUGCAGCAGUACAUGGGCGAGGUAUCGAUUAUGCGGCGCGAGCGGCUCAAGUCCAUUGAGAAGCUGAAGCGUCUUGCCAGCGAGGACGAUGUGGCACCAGUCCUCAAUGAGGAGAUGCAGAGGUUGGCAGCACAGUCAUCGACACCGAUCCUCAAAUUCGAGCUCCACCAGUUCGAGGACCUGUUUGCGGAGCGGCUCGACAAGUACACCUCCUGGAAAGUGUAUAUCGAGGAGGAGCGUGAAGCACAGAGCGAGCUUCUGGAUAGCAUUCGCGAGGCGAACCAGGCGUUUAUUGCGGCACGGUCGACGCAUCCGCUGUUGCAGCAGCGCGAGAAGGCGCUGGUGAACUUGGAGACUGCGAUCAAGAGAUACCGGGAGGCGUCGUUCAAUCUGCACGACGGAGCACGGUUCUAUGCGUCGCUCGAGGCCGAUUUGAACAAACUGAAGGAAGGGUGCCUGGACUUUGCCAUGGCCAGGCAUAUCGACGCGCAGGACCUGAUGGGGAUCAGCCAGUCGGAUAUGCCAUCGGAUAUAUCCCAGGCACCGUACGAUGCGAGCACCGCGCCUAGCGCGCCUAGUGCGCCGCCCAACAGCAGCCAGGGCGGGACAUGGGACCCGACCAUGCCGCUAAGAUAUGCGCCAUCGAAAUGAGUAGGGUAGUAUUUUAUGUGCUUAAAGGAAAACGAUAAAUACACUAUGCAGCAGCGACCUUUUG